This is a messenger RNA of Arabidopsis thaliana (thale cress), 1252 nucleotides long. RefSeq names its product indole-3-acetic acid inducible 29 (gene IAA29). Gene Ontology annotation, cellular component: nucleus. Gene Ontology annotation, biological process: regulation of DNA-templated transcription. NCBI's taxonomy places the organism in Eukaryota, Viridiplantae, Streptophyta, Magnoliopsida, Brassicales, Brassicaceae. The transcript has 3 exons. The coding region runs from base 117 to 716 and encodes 199 amino acids. The record is from RefSeq and is marked reviewed.
GGAAUACUCAUGAUCCUCUAAUUCAGCAAUCAACACCAACGAACACAACCUUUUCCAAAGCCAAUAAUAAAAGAACAAAAGCUUUUAGUUUCAUCAAAGACGAAGCUGCCUUAGAAAUGGAGUUGGAUCUUGGUCUAUCUCUUUCACCUCAUAAAUCUUCCAAGUUAGGGUUUAACUUUGACCUCAACAAGCAUUGUGCGAUCGAGGGUGCUGCGUCUUGUUUGGGUACCGAAAAACUGCGUUUUGAGGCGACGUUUGGGUUAGGGAAUGUGGAGGAAAAUUGUUAUAUGCCAAAACAGCGUUUGUUUGCCUUGAAUGGCCAGCCCAACGAGGAAGACGAAGAUCCUCUGGAAUCCGAGUCUUCAAUAGUUUACGAUGAUGAGGAGGAAAAUAGCGAAGUUGUUGGAUGGCCACCAGUAAAAACAUGUAUGAUAAAGUAUGGUAGUUAUCAUCAUCGUCAUAUUCGUAAUCACCAUCAUUGCCCGUAUCAUCAUCGUGGUAGGAGGAUCACGGCGAUGAACAACAACAUAUCUAAUCCAACAACGGCUACUGUGGGAUCAUCAUCUUCUUCGUCAAUAUCAUCAAGAUCAUCAAUGUAUGUUAAGGUUAAGAUGGAUGGUGUGGCAAUAGCAAGAAAAGUGGAUAUCAAGCUUUUUAACUCUUACGAGUCCCUCACUAACUCCUUGAUCACUAUGUUUACCGAAUGUAAGUACUAAUUACGUUUAUCAAAAUCUAGAGUAAGAAACCUAUAAACAAUUGAAAAUAGAACGUAACUUUUUACUACUAUUGAAUCUAAUUUUGGGUUAUCAGAUGAAGAUUGCGACAGAGAAGAUACAAAUUAUACAUUCACCUUCCAAGGGAAAGAGGGUGACUGGCUACUUCGAGGGGAUGUUACAUGGAAGAUCUUUGCGGAAUCUGUUCAUCGGAUAUCAAUAAUUAGAGAUCGACCGUGUGCAUAUACAAGAUGUUUGUUUUAAGGAUAGGCGUUCAAAUCGGACCAUUAUUUUUUAUUUUGUAAUUAAAAUGUCUAUCAUUUGAUUAAAUUUCCACUCGAUCUUUUUCCUCUAUUCUUCUAGUUCUUAGUAUCAAAUCCAAUGGUUUAUAAUCUGUUGUUAUCUGAUCCAUGGCUAACACAUGGACAAAAAGCUAAAGAAAAUUCAAAAGUAAAAAAAACUCAUGAAUUGUCAAAGACAGACUAGCUGAUAAUAAUUAAGAUGUUAGACUUUUUGUGUGUACCGAAUUGAUUUUUUUU